AUGAAAAUAUCAGUGCUCAUUACAACUGUGCUGAUCGUGCAGGUCUCAUCAACAUCAUUUUUCGAUUUAUUUCACGGCGCGGUACAGUCGGUUCAAACUGGUUUUGGAAAACUAUUAACUGAUGUAGUAACCGAUGUCAAAGAAACUGUCGAUUGCACGAUUUUGGCAGUACAACAAAUGCUUUCUUUAAACGAAGAUGCAACUAGACGUUAUUUUGAGAAAUGUGGAAAUGGUAUGAACUCUACUUCAACAGAUGUAAAUUCUACAAACGUGGAAGGUGAUCAACCCGUUAAUGAAGAAAAUCUUGAAAAGGAAAUAGACGAGAAAAUUAACAAGACAGUUUCUAAAGUUUUCGUUGACUACAAACCCGAUGAAAAAAUUAAAGAGCUUGAAAAAUUACUUGUCAAGGAGUCAGAACAAUUAGCUGAUGUUAACGAUUUAUUAAAAAAAGAAAUAAAGAAGCUUUCUGAAGAAGUCGAUAAAGAUUUCAAAAAAGUUAAACAUGAUGAUACGGAAUCGUCUGUUGAGACAAUUCUACAUGAAAUCAAAGUAUUAGAAAAGGAAGAACAAAAUACAAGAAACACUUCAGAAGCUCAGGAGAUUCAUCACGUAAUGUCGGAGGUUUUAGAAAAAAUAGAUGCAAUUGAAUCAACUGAGGCAACUGAGAACGUUAAACUAGAUGAGAUUGUGAGAGAUUUACAAAACAAAUCUAAAGACAACAGCAUUAUUCUUUUAAAACAAGAAAUUAAAGAAUGGAAAGAAGAAGAGUCGAGAAAUUUAGGUGAAUUAAUGAAAGAAGUAGAAGAACAUGAAAAAAUCUUUGUUCGCCCAAAAAUAGAACCGGAAUGUAACCAUACCGAACCUGUUAUAUUCAACAUUGCCGUGCCUAAAGAUCCUACUGCCAGCUUUUUAAACUCACAAGAAACAUCCAGUGAGAAUAUGACAAAAGCCAUUGUUAUCGAUGAAAGCGCCAGUAUUAACAAAUCUAUAAUAUCGCUCAACGGCAGUCAACGCUCUAAUGAGACUAUUCAGCUAGACGAGCUAACGAAACCAAUAAAUCCUGAAACUAAGCCUCUAACUAUAACCAAUUCAACCAUUGAAAACACAACAAUCAUACACGAGAAUAUAUUUAAGGAUGCUGUUAGAGCGGAUAACGUAAAUGUUAGCAUAUCGUCAGCGAAAGAUAAACCUACAGGUUAUAUGGCUAACAAUGACACCGUUAUUGUAAGAGAAAUGCAAAGAACUAACGUUGAAUUAACUUCAAGCACUCAAGGGAUUAUCUAUAGCGGUAAUAUUAACAAUACAGAAACCACCAGUUCAAGUACUACUAUGGAUGCAAUGUCCACUGAAAAAGUACUAACCUUAGCCGUACCUUCAAACGUGACAGCAACUUCAGAAAAAAUCGACACACAUUUAACUUCUGUACCCGUAUUUCUGUAUGAAGACUUUAUUUUUGCAAACAAAUCGAUCCAACCUGAGGAAAUAACUACAACACGUACUGAAGAGAUUACUGCAUCUACUACAAAACCCACAAUAAUUCCUGAUCAGUCAUUAUAUAGCACGCCAAUUAGUGAAAUCAAUUCACAUCAACUUUUAAACACAACAGAAAAUAACGAUAAUACUUCAGUUACUACUAAACCAAAUGAAGUGCAUCCAAACUUGCACAUCACAAAUAGUUCACCUGAUAAUGAAGACAAUCCUUUAUUUACUACAAAAAUGUACAAUCCAAUGGCUUCUAACAUGACAUUCACAAAUAGUCCACACGAUAGUAAUACUACUACACCUGAAGAAAUAAGUUCACCUGGUAUUGAUGAUACUACAAUUACUACCGAACUGAACUACUUAACUAAUAACAUACAAGUCAGAGAUAGUUCACCUGGUAAUGAAAAUAUUCGACUUGAAAAAUUAACUACAGUAGGUUAUGCAGACAAUUCCACAUUAACUACAGAACCAAAUGCUACUUUGCCAGAAGACUUUUCAACCACGGAUAGUUUACUUGUUAGUGGAAAUAUUCUAGCUGAAGAAUUUACUAGAGCUGUUAGUGACAAUAGUCCCGAAUAUCUACAGAAUACAGAACCGAAUGAAUCAGUGACUUCAAUGGUGGAGAGUGCAUAUACCAGUGAAAGUACUCCUCAUGUAGAACUGACUACAGCUAAUAAUGACGAUUUUUCUACUACAGAACCAAACUACUCUGUAAAUUCUACCCAAUCAAUCACAGACAGUUCAUCUGCUACCGAAAAUAUUACACUUGAAGAAUUAGCUACAUAUGGUAAAGAAGACAGUGCUACUGUUACUACAGAACUGUACGACACAGUGACUCCUGAUAUGACCGUAAUAGAUAGUUCACCUACUAGUGAAAUUGCUGUAUCUGAAGUAACCAGUGCGAUAACAGAUGAUAAAGAAUCAAUACCAACCACAACAGAUGUUACCGACUCAACUGCAGCAGCCCAAGACGGCAGUAAUAUAACAAACGCAUCAAAUUCACAUGAAGAAGAAAUAACGCCGUGCUGUAAAGAUUAUGAAGAAGUUUUAAACAGAUUAACAAGUGAAAAUACAACAAGAAUCACGACUAGCGAAAACACACCCUCAGAAACUCCGAUGCCUGCGAUAGAUGUAACGACGGAGACGUUAGGCAAAACUUUAACUACACAGAUUCCAACACUUAGAGCUGGACUCAUAGAUAGCAAAAACAUAUCGUUUGAUUACGACUCUUUCUUUCCCUCUCAAACAAAUAAAGAGGUUCGUGUACGUGCUAUAAAGGAGGCCCGUCAACUCAUGAGGGGGAGAAAACGCUCAGAGCGCAUAAUUAAUAAUAUUCUCAAAAAUAAAAGAAAAGGUGCAGUUAGCUUAUUUAGUCGUCCGAUUCCAAUAAAUUCAGGCUCGAAAAACGGUGCAUUCGUUUUAAGUAUGUCUAAGAGCCCGAUCUAG
Spodoptera exigua (beet armyworm) is the source of this 2928-nucleotide messenger RNA. Lineage: Eukaryota; Metazoa; Arthropoda; Insecta; Lepidoptera; Noctuidae. The record is from the annotation of a GenBank genome assembly.